Messenger RNA from Xyrauchen texanus (razorback sucker), 2182 nucleotides. RefSeq names its product family with sequence similarity 110 member B (gene fam110b). The record is from RefSeq and is a predicted model, not a curated record. Lineage: Eukaryota; Metazoa; Chordata; Actinopteri; Cypriniformes; Catostomidae. The coding region runs from base 555 to 1751 and encodes 398 amino acids. The transcript is spliced from 3 exons.
CUCAAUGCAGUGGGUUUCAAUAAGCUGGGAGGUGCUGCCCAGCGAAAUGCAUGGAGUCAUAGUCGACAGCGAAUGAGCACGGAAAUAUACCACAUCACCCUCAUUCAUUUGAAGUUCUUAAACUUAGAUCAAAUAGGUGUCACCCCCACUGAUAACCUGCAGCAGUUGGAGGAAAAAGGAAGCUCAGAUACCAGCUUGGAGCCUGUCAAAACCUGAGCCAAACACAGAUCCUCAGCCUUGGUCAGGAACAAAGGAUCAGCGUCAAGGCUUUUCCCCACAAUACUCCAGUGCUCCCUCCCAGCUGGCAGAGCCUGACAGGGUGUGCUGACACUGACUGGAGCUGAGUGCUCUCUUUUCCUGCUGUGCAGGGCCUGGCUGCGUGAAAGAAUCAGGGGCUAAUUAAUGAGCUGUGAGUAUGCGGCCUCACUGCUGACAGCCAGUGGAGACAGGAUUAAUAGUCCGGUCAUCUGGCUUGAUGUGUGUGCCUCCAGGCUGCCCCUUGACGAGAGUCCACUGCGGAAUCCAACACGGCGGCCGCCGGGAGACCAGCGGAGAUGCCCACCGAGACGCUGCAGGCAGAUAGCAAGCCUGCCGGCCAGGGUGGGGCCUUUGCCUCUGCCGUUCCGCUCCGCAUCCUCAACAAGGGGCCCGACUACUUUCGCCGCCAGACUGAGCCCAACCCCAAGCGGCUGAGUGCCGUAGAACGGCUAGAAGCUGAUAAGGCCAAGUACGUGAAGAGCCAGGAGGUCAUUAACGCUAAGCAGGAACCCAUCAAGCCACAGAUACUGGCCAAGCCACCCGUCUGCCCAGCUCCCAUCAAGCGGAGUGGUGGUGUGGGAUCUGGCCUGAAGGCCUCCAACAACAAUGCUAAAUCAGACACCUGCGCUACCACCAAACGGGAGAAUCUCAACCUAGAGAUCUUGAAGAACAUCCUGAACAGCUCCUCCUCAUCCGAGGGGCCUGCCAAAGUGACGUCGCACAAAGUUGGGGCACGGAGCUGGACGCCACACCACUCCUCAGAGUUGUCUGAACCUGGAUUUCGUUUCUUUACGGAGUCACUCAAAGUUCCAUCCUCUACACAAGGUCGACACAGUCCUCAGGGAGGCAACUUAAACCUGAGUCGUAGGCUGCUAGAGGAGAGGUACUGUGAGGUUGAUGGAGAGCGCUUGCCAUUGCAUGCCUCUCAUAGUUCCUCAGACAUUCGCUGGAUGUGCAAUGGCAAGCCACUCAGAGCGGCCCACAGCAGCAGCUCUUCUGCACCACCACUGCCGCCCAAGCCCAGUGCCAAGGCCUUAGCUGCUUGUGACAAUGCUCCCCACUCUUCUGAAAGAGAGACAUUGCCCAGCACUGCCACAGAACUGGAGCUAGAGUUGGGCAGUUCUGUGGCCCGCAGGCCCUCUCUGCACCGCUCCAAGUCUGACCUGAGUGACCGCUAUGCUCGGGCCGGUGCAGAUGUAGAGCGCUUCUUCAACUAUUGUGGGCUGGAUCCCGAGGAGUUGGAGAGCGUCGGCGUGGAAAGCUUUGCCCGUGCGAACUCUGACAUUGUCUCGCUCAACUUCCGUAGUGCCAGCAUGAUCAGUUCAGACUGCGAGCAGUCACGGCAUAGCAAUGACGGCCUGAGUGACGAAGAAGACGAUGCCGGUGAGCGCGUUCCCUAUGGAAUUUCAGCUGUGGAACGGAACGCCCGGGUCAUUAAGUGGCUCUACAGCAUCAAGCAGGCACGGGAAUCUCAGAAAGUCUCCCAUGUUUAAAAGAGGGAGCAAGACCUCCCCUUCCCCAUCUGGACUUGGUACCUGCUUAUUUUUGCAAUCCAAGCACUGUCUUUGAAAUCUUGAAGAAUGAAAUGGUAAAGCCUUUGGAGUUAACAGCUCUUAGUUGCUUAUUUGCAUUCAGUGUUCAUUGUCAUUUGAAUCUGCAUGACUCCUUAGGUACUCAACCUCCUUGCGGCCUCCAGGUAAUACAGCUCAUGUAGGAGCCUCUUUAAAGAUGGUUGCAUUAACACCAGCUCUUUGCAGAGAACAACUCAUGCUUCCUUUUUCUUAUGCUGUUCUUGCUGUCUCUGUCGUCAAGCUGAUGUUACAAUGCCAGCUCCUUUAAGGUGCUUCUUAUUUCACUUGGGCACACUGAGCCAGGAAGCCAUAUUGGUAUGAAUGCAGAGCUGCAGUGUGUUAAGACUUCUUUG